Molecule: messenger RNA, 540 nt
Organism: Aspergillus uvarum CBS 121591
Lineage: Eukaryota; Fungi; Ascomycota; Eurotiomycetes; Eurotiales; Aspergillaceae
Exons: 3
Coding region: 1-540 (179 amino acids)
Biological process (GO): regulation of DNA-templated transcription
Molecular function (GO): DNA-binding transcription factor activity, RNA polymerase II-specific; zinc ion binding
Source: RefSeq, a predicted model, not a curated record
AUGACCACACGAUCUAUAUCAGCAGAGACACAAGAUCCACCCACCACAUCCACAUGGAGCUGCGCCUCCUGCGAUGCAACUUUCCACCGAAUUGACCACUACAAGCGCCACAUCACUUCCCAUAGCGCGGAAAAGCCGUACCAAUGCGCCUUCUGUGCCUCUCGCUACAAACGAGGGGACGUCCUUCGUCGACACUGGAAAUCCUGUCCUGCGCGCCACCAAGCUGGGCAUGCGAUCCCAGAGCCCCGAACAGGCGGCAAAGAACGGCAUGCAUGCGAUGCUUGCGCACAACUGAAGAAAUCAUGUGAUGGAAGUAAGCCGUGCUCGGAGUGUGGGAUCAAGGGGAGAGAGUGCACAUAUCGGCGAGUUGAUGAAGGUAAUGAAGGGACGGUUGUGCAGAGCGAACGACUUCCAGAAACGCAGCUGGGCUCUGAGUCCGGAGAGGAUCCCGCCGCCCUGCCGUGGAGUUUAGGACCGGGGAGCUUUUACUCGCUACAUGCUGCGAAAGAAAGUACCUAUAGGUACCUGAAGGGUACUUAA